Messenger RNA from Aureobasidium uvarum, 1368 nucleotides. The record is from the annotation of a GenBank genome assembly. Lineage: Eukaryota; Fungi; Ascomycota; Dothideomycetes; Dothideales; Saccotheciaceae.
AUGCCUGUACAUAAGAACCCGAUUUUGGCUGGAUUCAAUCCCGACCCCAGCGUUGUUAGGGUCGGUGAAGACUACUACUUGACAACAUCAACACUAAAUCUCAGGACUGGAGAGCCUGGCUCUGGCAUCUGGGCACCCACUCUUAGAUUUCACAAUGGCAUGUUUUACAUAAGCUUUGACCAGGACCUUNUUUGGGACGAUGACGGCAGUGUCUACCUCUCGACUUGUUACAGGGCAAUAGAUCAUGAUGUUAGCAGUGGACUCAAGGGCUUCAAGGUUCACGUUUCGAGGAUUGAUCUGGCCACAGGAACGUCCCUCGACACUCCUAGAAUUAUUCGAGCAUCACCAUCGGGCGUUGCUGAAGGCUCACAUUUGAUCAAGAAGGGCCACCACUAUUACCUGUUCGUUGCAGAAGGCGGUACAGAGAGCGGCCACAUGGAGUUGGCGUUUCGAAGCGAAAUCGGACCGCAUGGCCCUUGGGAGCCUGCGCCGAACAACCCCCUUAUCAGUGCCAACACACAAGACGAUGUUCAAAACACGGGGCAUGCUGAUCUGGUCGAGGAUGUCAAUGGUAGAUGGAAAGCGNGUCGAGAAACUUUCAUGGUGAGCGUGGACUGGGAAAAUGAUUGGCCGGUAUUCAAUCAAGGAAACAAAGUCCAACUCACCUUCGAAGCAGAUGCAGAACCGGCGCCACCUGCCCUUCCAUGGCGAGACAAUUUUGAGGAAAGCAAAGACCUCGCUCCUGGGUGGUAUCAUANNAAAGUAUCGCUUGAUAUCUCGUACAGAUUCUCAUUUACUGAUAUCAAAACAGACACGCCGCUGAAGCGGGAGUAUUCCCUCUUAGAGCGUGAUCAUCAUCUAAGGCUCUGGGGAGGACCCUACAACCUUCAAUCGCUUGAGAGUCCGACGCUGGUCCUUCGCAAACAGAUAUUUGUGCGUGGCAUUUGGGAAACGAAACUGGACUUUCGAGCCCAAUAUCAGCAUUGUGAAGCCGGUACUGUGGUCUACUGGAACCCUUACACGUUCAGCAGCGUUGGUAUUCACAAAGGAUCAAUUGGGGAGAGCAGAAUUAUUAGAUUCACGACUUCGAAUUCUCCAGGAGAAUUCGUUUCUACCGACCGACCACUCAACCACAUGGGUUCUGUCAAACUUGCAAUCAAAUGCUCCGAGGUCGGGUACACUUUAGGGUACGCAGAGCUUGGUGAGGAGUACGAAUGGUUCGAGCAAAUUAGCAUGAGGACCAUGACGGCGGACCCUCCGAAGGGAAUGGCAUUUACAGGCAUGAUGUUUGGACUGUAUGCAUAUGGAGAGCUUCAGAAGUGCUUGGAACCCGCAGACUUUGCUUUUGCCUCGUUCACGAGCGACUGA